This is a messenger RNA of Neocloeon triangulifer, 2409 nucleotides long. RefSeq lists its product as uncharacterized. The coding region runs from base 303 to 1826 and encodes 507 amino acids. The record is from RefSeq and is a predicted model, not a curated record. Lineage: Eukaryota; Metazoa; Arthropoda; Insecta; Ephemeroptera; Baetidae. The transcript is spliced from 9 exons.
CAUCUUGCAGCCAAUUCUCCCUCUGUGCAGUUUCUGUUUCUGCCACUCUCGCACUCUCUACUUCUCUAGCAGCAGAUUUAAAAGAGAUACAUAAAGAAAAAGCUCUUCGCUCGCGGUUUUCCGAUUUUUUCUUCAACACUCUGCCGCAUAGUAUGUUUUCUACCUUCUAGGUACAAUUAUAGUCACAUAAAAUAACGAUUGGGGCAUGAACGUUGGCGUGAUCCAUCCUCAUCCUCACAAAUCAUAGGUUUAUGACAUUGAAUAUGGUAGCUAUAAUUAAUAAUUGGAAAUAAUUAUCGACGAUGCCGGAAUUGGCGAACAAAGAUUUGAACUCUCAACCGACCGAGGGUGCGAUCGAAGCUGCCUUGGCUGUUCCGGUGAAAGAGAAACGCUUGAAAAAUAGUCCCAAGGCUGGUAAAAGAGGAACAAAAUUGCCUCAGAAGCGGAGGAAGGAGGAUGGUCCUCACAAAGAAAACAGCAAGAGCAGUGACAAUGAUGAUCAGCAACCUCAAAAGGAGAGGAAAAGGAAGCGCAAGAGGAUUCUAGAGCCUGUUGAUGGGGAUGUUGCCCAAGAUAGCAUUGCAGUUUUCCUCAAACAGCCUCAUUUCAGAGAGUCUGAAGAGAAGCAAGAAAGAGAAAUGAGUUACAUGAUUUCUCUUGCUCUGAUCCCAUUGAAGGACUGCACUUCAUCAGAACAUCUAUUUGUCAUUAGAACUCACCUGAACGGACUUCAGCCGCAGCUCCAAAUCAAACAACUGGCCAAGAGUUUGCUUUUCUUCUACGUUCGCAACAAUUGUAGCCAUACCCUGGAAAGGCCUCUUCUUGCCUUGAUUCGGCUCCUGGCCGCCUCACAAUGGCCUCAAUUGGAAACUGCGGUGGUCGACGCAGUGCCCGACUGUCUCACUGUCCAAGAGGGCCCUCCUGUUGGCAACCUUGAGGCUGAAUUCUUGGGCCAUUUGGCUGGCUGGCUCAGUAUCAUUCAGAAAAGUCGAGGACAUCUGCUUGCCAUGAUGAGUGAAAUUCUUGGCCGUGGCGGACCACGAGCAGGUCCUUUGUGUUUGGGAGUUCUUAAGGUGUGGCCAGCGGCGCUUGGGAAGGGUCUUCUGGACGACUGUGUGCGCCAUGCUAUUUGGAAAUUGGUGGAGGAAAAGCCAUUUGAGACGUCUGACAAGCUCUGUCAGAUUUUAGAGAACUAUUUGAAGGAACCUCCACCUUCCCUUGAUGAAAUCUUGGAAAAUCUAGAGGCUGCGUUUAGCCGAGCAGAGUCACCAGCCGUCUUUGGAGCACUUUUGCUGGCCAGAAUUUACGGACCAAAGUGGAGCCAAAAAUACCUCCUGGAGACCAUUUUGAACCCAAUUUCUAUGCCUGACGAUGGUGUCAAUGCAGCUUCUCAGGCUGUCCACACCAUGGGUUUUAUUGGCCACUCUCUGGGCUACGGACGCAGAAGUGGUUGUGCAGCUGCCAGAAGGACCAUCACCACCUCAGUCCUGAAAGCCCUCGAGCUGGAUCAUGAUUUAGCAGAGGCAGCCGCGACUGCUUUUGUGGCCACUUAUGGCGCAGGCCGACCACUGAUGCUAAAGAGAUGCUUGCAGAGAAUCCCAGCUGAGUUUGUUGGAGAACAAUUCAAGCUCAGACUGGAGGCGUGGGGCCUCAAGAAUUUGGAACCGAUGUUUCGGUUGAAGAACCGAGAGAGAAGGGAAGCGGACCAAGAAGUUCCUGAGGACAACCAGAUUUUCAAUCUGAAAUUCCCUGAAACCGUCAAGGAACUUUUCUUUGAUGACUACAGCACCACAUUGCUUGAUGACGAGUUACGAUUUCCUGUUUGAGUUUUAUCAAAGCCAGUAGAAAUAGUAGAAUGCAUUAAUUUUCUAAAAAUACAACAUUUGAGUGAGAAAUUUCAUUAAAAAAAAUGCUACUAAAACUUGAAUGAUGAGAUCCACUAAUUAAUUGCUAUUCCAGACUAUUUAUGAAUAUUGGAACAUUUUGAAAUGUAAAAAUAUGAAAAGGAUUUAAAGUAUUUCAAAUGUAAAAUACAGAAAAAAGUAUAAAUCAGUAUAAAUUAUGUAAACCAUUGGUAUAAUCAGGAAUAUCUUGGAUGUCACUAAUUUUCCUAGCUGUUCAAGUAGAAGUUUGAUUUUUAUUUAAAACCAAUGAUAGAUUGUCUUUGUAUUAAUAAAUAAAUAAUAUUUUCGGUAGAACAAAGAAGUGGAAAAUUAUUCGAAUAGCAUUAUGAAGUACAUGAAUUUGCCACCUGGUUUUCAAAUUGUAAAACUUGGUAUUUUAAAAGUUUUUUAAUUUUAUUAAUUUACGUUAAUCAAAUUUAAUUUGAAAUUCCUGGAUUGAUUUAUUAAAAGCAAAAUAAUACUCGCAUUUGGUAAUGUGAGUUAGUGUUGAAAUAAUUGUUGCUAC